AUGGUCUUUGGUCCAACUGGAAAUCGAAAAAUGGAAAUAUGUUGUGAUGAAUCACCCACUGAGAUGCUUUGGACUGAUUAUCAUUCUGUGGCCAAAUUUUGGAAAAGCUCGCGAGAAAUGUUUCAGACAGAGAUGACUUAUCCGGCUGUAAAUGAAUGCACCUUUUGUAUCGACCGCCUUGCUGUUCCUUGGGCACUUGUUACUCUAACCGCGUUUUUUGGACUCUGUUCUGUGCUUACUCUUUGUCGAUCAUGUCAUAAAAACUUUCGGGUGAUUGUGGCUAUUGGAAGGAUGGGAUGCCAAUGCUGGAGAUGGACGAAAAGGAAGACUGCUUACACAAGGGCGCGCACCAGAGAAAAAAGUCGAAAUAAAAGAGAAAGGUCCACACGUGAACGCUUCACACCCUAUGGCCAUAGAGGACGAACCGAAAUUCACUGCGUCUUCAAUCAACCUGCCAUACUCACUUUAUGGCGCGCGAGACAAUCUGAUGCAAUGAUGAUCCGAGAUGACAAAGAAACAAUAGAAGAAAGAAAACAAUUGGGGGCCGGGAAUGUCGCGAAAGGCGACAAUUAG
Meloidogyne enterolobii is the source of this 573-nucleotide messenger RNA. The record is from the annotation of a GenBank genome assembly. Lineage: Eukaryota; Metazoa; Nematoda; Chromadorea; Rhabditida; Meloidogynidae.